This is a messenger RNA of Callorhinchus milii (elephant shark), 6976 nucleotides long. RefSeq names its product rotatin (gene rttn). The record is from RefSeq and is a predicted model, not a curated record. Gene Ontology annotation, cellular component: ciliary basal body; centrosome; centriole. The transcript has 50 exons. NCBI's taxonomy places the organism in Eukaryota, Metazoa, Chordata, Chondrichthyes, Chimaeriformes, Callorhinchidae. Bases 154 to 6930 code for a protein of 2258 amino acids. Gene Ontology annotation, biological process: ciliary basal body organization; centriole-centriole cohesion; centriole replication.
CCCCCCACACUCCGGCCAGGAGACUGAUGCUGACCCACACGGGCAUUCUCUGGUGCUGAGUGUAUUAAGAUAUACGUUACAUUAUUACUUUCGGAUCGUUUAUACCAAAGGAGAACGUCUCGGAAUGUGAGCGCGCGAUUUACACCCGAGACCAUGGAAAUAAGAGGAAUGAUAGAGAAACUAGGUCAUCAGCUGGUUGAAAUUCGAGUUCGAGCAUUAAAGAAUAUAUUGUGCAAAAUUGAUCAUGGAUUAAUUACUCUGGUUGAUCUAGCUCAAGAAAAGAGGCUUUUUGUUCUGCUACUUGAGUGGUUCAACUUUCCAAAUGUUCCACUGCAGGGAGAUGUACUUAAUCUGUGUAAUCAGCUUGCAAAGCAUUCCUCUGGGGGCCAACAUUUCAGAGAAAUUGGAGCCUUGGAAUUUUUAUCUCAGUUACGUCCCAAUGUGGAACCAAAAAUACAAGUUUGUAUUGAUGAGAUUGUGGAUAAUCUGUUCAAACUCCCUGAUACUCCUGUUGAUACACAAGCAAUUGCCUAUCAGUUACAUCCUCAGAUGACCAUGGAGCAGCAAGCUCUCCCUGCUGUUGCUUGUGACGUGGAAGAUAAAGUGGCUGGUUAUUUUCAACAAAACAAUAACAGAGCAAAAUUAAAUGAAUUUCCACUGCUGAGAAUGAAUGUUAAUAAUGCAGUCAAAUGUUUGAAGUUUUCCACCUUUCCUUGGUUGACGCUGACUGUGACGGACAGGCACAUUCUUUCAUCAAAUGAAACCUCGUUGAGAAGCAGUAAUCAGACCUUAGUCCGUAGUACAUGUGAACUUCUGCAGGAUGUCAUCAUGCAGGAUUUUCCAGCUGAGAUUUUCCUUCAGCGCCCAAAAAUUGUCCAGAACCUUCUCCUAUUGACAAAAUUAGCAUUUGGGAGAGAUGGCACACAACACUUAGCACUUCAGGCUGUAGGUUGCCUCUACCAACUGUGCAAUUACCUGAGAAAUAGGUUGAAUUUUCACAGGGACCCCAGCUUCUUCUCAGCAAAAAAUGAUUUAGUUUCUCAGAACUCUUCAGUGACCCAUGCUCAGGAAACACAGGGAACACGCAUUUCCCAAAAUCCAUCUCCCAGAAGUACCAGUCCUAGACCAUCUGUGAUUGGGCGAACAGUUCAGCGCCCCAGAGGAGAUGGUCAAGAUGGAGACGCAGCAUCCUCAAGUGGAAGCAGUUCGCAGGGACAUAUUCAUUCCAGAAGUCCAACUUCCAGCCAUUCUGUGCUUGACUUGGCUCAUGUAGAGAUGCCCAAGAUGGAAAAUGAGGAUUCUGUGGAGCUACAAUUCCAGCAGCUCAGUCUGCCACAGUUUUGUUGUUUGGUCCUGGAACAUGUAAUUUCCAUGCUUAGAACAGGUAGUAGGAAGAUUGUGUUGUGUGUACUGGAAUUGUUGGCCGAAGUGGUACUACUCAUAAAUUAUUCAAUCUCUGAAGACGUCUGGGUUGAUGAUAGUCUUACAGGUCGAGAACUGAGGGAAAGCCUGAUAGCUGGUUUGGAUGCUUUAGGGGAAAGUCUUGCCUAUCACAGUUCUAGCAUCAACGUAGACCUGCCAGAGGCUAUGCUGCUGCACCACCGCAUGACUUUUAUCAGUAUUGCACUGUUCACUAUGCAGCUGCUGCAAGUACUUGUCCCAGUGGAAAAGGCCAAUGAAGUUCUGCCAGAGAGCAUAGAAGUUGUUCUGUAUCUUUUGUCUCUGGACAUAUCGUUUCGUUUAGCUUAUCCCAACGUUCACGAGACCAUCACUGCCUACUUAGAGCAGGUCAGCUCUGAGAGUUACACUAUUUACAAGAGGGCCACAGAGAUUGUCCACUCAAUGGAGUUUGCAUGUCGUUUUCUCAAGGAGAUUGAAGACAAGGAUGAAAAGAAUCUUCUUGAACUGAUUGAGUUAGCAGACCAGGCAGUGACGAGUCUUCCCUAUCAUCAACACCUCCAGCUGAUUCAGAAAUAUAUUGAAAUCUGCUCAGAAAUUUGGAAAUCUGCACAGGCCAGUCCAUUACUACAAGGAGAAAGUCAAAAAGUAUUGCUGAAAUUAUUAUCUCAUCCCUUGCCAGCUGUUAAAUCUGAGGCUUAUCUCUGUUCCUUGAACAUUGUAAAGGAGUGUUUGGGAAUCUACAAUGUCACAAAGCCAAUGCCAUCAGUUUGCCAAGGUGUUCAUUUUCUUCUCCAUGGCCGAGUGUUAUAUGAAAUAUGCACAUUUGGCCUACAGGACUCUCUAGAACAGGUGAACAGUGCUGCAAAGAACAUUCUGGUUUACCUACUGCAGGGGGGCUUGAUAAUGAACACUUUAACCUGGAGCAAAUUAAUUGAAGCCUUCUAUCCUGUAAUUCCAAUUCUGCAGGGUUUUGCAGAUGCAGAAGGCCCCUUAGGAAGCUGUAUUCUUGCACUAAGUGAGACAUACAAUGAUGCCGGUGAUGGUGUACUCCCUAGGAAAGCUAGGCUUCGUGCAGCUCUUCGACUUCUUAUGUGCAAAAAACAAUCAAUACGCUCUAUUGCUCUGAAACAUUUGAUGUGGCAUCUGAUUAAUGAAGAAGGAGCCACUGAUAAACAACCUUCAUUACAAGGAAGUGUACUCCAAUAUGCAUCAAACGUAUACGUAUUGGAUGAAUCUAUUGACUUGCAUCCAGAAGAAACUAGCACAUCUUUAUUUAAGGGCGACAAUGUUUUCAAAGUGUACGAAAUCCUAAUAUCUGAGACUGUUGAUCUGGCUCUUCGGAAGUCUGCAGCAGAGCAACUUGUCAUUAUGAUGCAAGAUAACACAAUGCAUGGAGUGUUGAAAAAUCAUGGAAUAAUUGAAAAGAUAAUCUCAUUUGUACAUGAAAGUGUGCACAGAAAUGGAAAGAGUAUGCAGUGCUUGGUGUUGCCAUGUCUUGCUAUUUUACGAAAACUAGUUUACUCAGACCCCACCCUACGCCACAGCCUGGCUCAAGAAACUCCUUUUCUACUUGCACUUUUCAGAGUCUCUUUGAUUCUGCAGAAGGAAAAAAGUGUCCUUAUAGAGGCGGCAGUAUUGCUGAGCCUGCUGCUGUUUGAUGAAGUUGCAACAAUAAAUUUUUGGUGUGAUCAUUCAUCUGGUAAUGCCACUGCUCCUCCUCCAUUCAGUUUACCUGUUACUGUAGCGAGGAGAUAUAACUUGACAAUCAAAGUUGCAGUCCAUCAUGCAGUAAGUCCGUACUGCACUGUGGUCCCAUCUGCUUCGGAUCAUUUGACUACAAAACCUGCUUCAGACAUGUUAAAAAUAGCCUGGAAUCUUGCAUGGUAUAAUGGAAUCGACCACCUCUUAGAUCAGAUGAAGUGUUUAAGAACCUAUACAUCAGCAGAAUUUGUAGAGAAACUAAAGUUGUCUCCUAUUGAUGGUGUGAUGCUCAAAGUCACCAAUGUUGCCAGUGGUCUUCAGGACUGUCUCUCCUCCAUCACCUUGGCAGUGUCUCACAUCACUGUCAGCUCUGCUCUCUCCAGAAUGAGACUAUACUUGCUGAAUGAUAAACUAGCUCUCAAGCAAGGAAUAAACAGCAGCUUAACUGUAUUACAGAAGCUUGAAUGGCAUACAGCAUUGGGCAGGUUUUUGCAAAUUCUUCCAGCAUGUACUGAAGAUGAGAAGCUGCUGGCUGAUGUUGUGUCUUUCCUGAGGAAAUUGUUGUUAGCCCAAAAAGAGGGUGUGGAUUCAAAGGAUCUGACAUCACUUUUAGAACUCCUGCUCAGACAGGAAUCCAACCCACUGCUGAACUUCUUUGUGGCAGCUGAAUCUCCUGUGCAGGGUGAAAUGGAUGAAAUUCAAACUCUUUUAAGACAGAAACUACGAAAGGAGCUGACUGAAUUCUUUAACAUCGUAUUACAAGCGCUCACCUCUGUUACAGAUAGAAAGUGUUUGCUGUUGGCUGGCCCUUUCAGGACACUGCUGGCAGUUAAAUUUCUGCAGUGUUUGCGAAUAACAGAUGCACCACAUUUCUAUGGUCUACCUUCAUUAGAGCGGACACUACGAGGAAUGGUUCACAUCACCGCUCUUCCCAGGUGGAGUUUGCACUCUGCUGCUUUGGAACCCUAUUCCCUGUGUAUGAAAUAUUUGACUGGGCUGCUUGAGGUCAUUUCAGCCUUUUAUGUGGAAUGGGGAGGAAAUGCUAUGUCUUACAUGGGUAAAGGUGUUACAAAAAGUGCAGUACUUUGCUUGCUUCAACUGUCGCAUGAGAUGAUGACCCAGGCAAAUGAUGAGACGUGGGUAUCUCUUUGGUCAUUGGCAUAUGAGCAAAAUAAUGAGGAGCAGAUGCCAUCACGACUUGGUCUGGCAUGGCUUAUUCCUCUCUGGGUCGAUCGAGAUCCUGAAGUGCGUUUUGCUAGUUUGGGUAUUGGAUCAGCUCUCACAUUGGUUGAAAAUGGGUGCACUGCUCUGGCUUCCAGUUGCCAGAACAUUUCUGGAGGAUUAUGGGGUACAGUGCUAAAUAUCCUUCUGGACCAAUCUGAAUGCAGUAUGGUUCGAAGAGAAGCAGCAUCCAUUCUCCAGAAUUUACUGAUGAUUUGUUUGCCUGCUAACACGGAGGAAACCAAGGAUGUCUGGCAGACCCCAUGUGUUCAUGAUGAGGAGUCUGGGGUGUCACUGGUAGGACUGCCUGCUUUCCAGGCCUUGCUGUAUCACUGCCAAUUUUAUGAGCAUGUGGCUUAUAUGGCAAAACAUUGCUACUUUGGAAGGCAAAUGUUUGAUUUCAGUGUCGCUAAAUCUACUGAAAACAGUUUGCUCAGUAACAGCUUCGAAGACUCAUUGAAAUAUUGGCGAAUGCCAUCCGUCUUAUCCAACCACAAUCAGUCUUCAAGUCCCCCUUCUACAUCAAGCACUUUGGUUUUGCCACAGUCUUCCCCAUCAGUCGGUGGACCUGAAUUAUACAGAGUGUUGCAAGUUUCUGCCCUGUCUGCUGUCAUUGCUUCUGAAGCUCCAAGCAACAGGCUUACAGCUCAAGGGAAAAGUGACACAGACACACUUCAAUCUCUGGACAGUGAAAAUUCCCAUGUUUCUGUUAACUCAGAGCAGUGUGCAGUUGUUACCCCUCACCUUCUCUCAGCUGUCUGUAGCCUGCUUACUAACCUCCUGGCAGCUAUUCCAGAAGACACAUUAAUUGCAGUCAAACAAAACCACCUCUUUGCAGCUUUCCAUCGUGUAGUUAACACUAGUUUGUUGGAGAGAUGCUUGUGGGAGCUGAGAACACCACUACUUCACCCUAACCACAGACAGGAUAUUAAAGCUCAGGUUUUGAGCCUCCUUCAGUAUUUGUCAUCUUUGUCUGGACUGUUCCAGACCUGUCUCAUCCUGCAUUAUGAAAAUAUAACACAAGAUGACCUGCUGAAACCAUUAUUGUCAAAUAUAUUAACAGUACUUUGUGUUCGAUGCAAGGAUUAUUUUGACUGUGAGGUAACCUCAGCCAUCUACCAAACGUGGACAGACUUGUUCAUCCUUCUAAAUUUAAUUCUACGGAAAAGUGGUCAGGCUACAUUCCCGUCUGUUGUUGGUGCUGCGGCGGAGCAAUGGGCUGCUCUCAUAGAUACAAUUUCAGUGUGCAUUCAGCUGUCCAACAGCACACCAUAUUUGUAUACCGCAUCCUUACAGUUCAUUUCUCUCCUCUUGGCUGAAGAGGGGAAGAGACAGUUCCACAAUAGCGGUGAAAGUCAAUGUCCCACGAUUACUGAACUUCUAGAGAUCAGUGAUGGGACUGAGCCAUCAGGAAUUUGCCUCUGUGAAAUCUUAUUACAGAGCUAUGAAGGUAAAUCGACUGAAGAUGCCCACAGGAAAGUUGCAGCUGGUGCUCUUACAUCAUUGCUUGCUGUUAGUGGUAGUGCACAAAAGCACGCUUACAAGUGUAGGCUGGAGGAUGGUGGCAAUGGUCUCACUGGUGUUAUUGACAGCAGCAUAGAACAGAUGAAGCAUACUUGUAUUCAACUUAAGUUGGAUUCUCUGAGACCAGGAAAAGUGGUCCAAAGAAAAAAGGAUGACAGUCUUAUCCAAGAGUUGAAGAUUGCCAUGCAGCUCCUGAGAAAUUGCUUAUAUAACAAUGCUGAAUGCAAAGUUGCAGCUUCUGAUGCCCAUCUUGUGAGUGUAGUGCACUCACUUUGGCCCUGGUUUUUAAUGGAUGAUCAACUACUGCUGACAGCUUUGCAGCUGCUAUGUGUUUACACAGCUAAUUUAUCAGCAUCAUGUAAUUUCCUUUGCUGGGGAGGUGGAGCAUCACUAGUUCCCCAGUGUUCUCAAAGAAGCUUGUCAAAUAACAGUUUGGUUCACUUAAUCAUGAAGCAAGCCCUUCACAAAUCAUGUGACAACAGUAUGGUACGACAAAUGGCAUUUGCUCUCCUCUCCAAUUUAGCCAUGUUCCACGAAUGUAAAGGAAUCCUGCAGAAGAGCAAUUUCCUGCAAAACUUCCUUGCCGUGCCAUUACCAAAGACCACAGUAAAAGGCCUCAGCACAUUGACCACUCUUUGGUUGAAGCUGUUACUGAACAUAUCUUUUGGAGAUGAUGGACAGCAGAUGAUAUUGAAGAUGAAUGGGAGCUUGGAACUACUAACAACAAUGUCCCAGUACAAACACAAGGGUAGUCAGCCCACAGCUCUUCUGAUUCUGCAUAACGUUUGCUUCAGUCCAGCCAACAAGCCAAAGGUUCUAGCCAAUGACAACAUUGUGUCAACAUUUGCUGCUUGUCUAGAAAAUGACAACCCUCUUGUUCAGACAAUAGGAGCCUCAGCUCUUUGGGCAUUACUUCAUAACUAUCAAAAGGCUAAGGUUAUUCUGAAAAACCCAUCAAUCAAGACAAGAGUGGAUGAAGUUUAUUUAUCUGUCAAAAAGUAUGUCACUGAAGCUGAUGAAGUUCCAUUGAGAACCUAUUUUUUGAAAUGCUUGGACAAUCUAACAAUCCUGCUGAACAGUUAAUGGCUGCCACAAGCACAGACCAUGACAUGUUAUUGUGGAAAACUGA